AAGCCACCUACAACCACUCGCCCCACAGGUCAAGAUCGGCACCGCGGAAUCAAAGUGCAAGUUCCCUCGCGGACCGCGAUUCCCUCGCACUCCCACGCACCCACCCACCAACAGAACACCAGCUCGCGGGCGGCGCCGCGGGCGCCGCUCCCCGGUCAGCACCACCACCAUGUCCGCCAUGGCGGCGACGGCCACCGACCGCCCGCACGUCCUGGUCGUCCCCUACCCGGCGCAGGGCCACAUGAUCCCGCUCCUCGACCUCGCUGGCCUCCUCGCUUCCCGCGGCCUCCGCCUCACCGUCGUCGCCACGCCCGCCACCGCCCCGCUCCUCGCGCCGCUCCUGGAAUCCGCGCGCCCCGCCGGCGCAGCCCGCGCCCUCAUCCUCCCGUUUCCCUCCCACCCCGCCUUCCCAGCGGGCAUCGAGAGCGCCAAGGGCUCGCCGCCCUCGCUCUUCGGCGCGCUCAUCGUCGCCUUCGCGGGGCUGCGCGGCCCGCUCGGUGCCUGGGUCCGCGCCCGAUCGGACGGCCCGGAGCGUGUGGUCGCCAUACUCUCCGACUUCUUCUGUGGGUGGACGCAGCCGCUCGCGGCCGAGCUCGGCAUCCCGCGGUUCGCGUUCUCGCCGUCCGCGGUGUACGGCACCGCCGUGCUGCACUCGGUGUUUCGCCGGAAGCCAAAGCGCGAGGACGAGGACGACGACGAGAGCCCGAUCGACUUCCCGGAUAUCCCGGGCGCCCCGGCGUACCCGUGGCGACAGAUGUCGCUGCUGUACCGAACGUUCAUCGAGGGCGACGAGGUCUCCGAGGGGGUGAAGCGCAACUUCCUCUGGAAUCUGGAGAGCUCAGCGUUCGUGUCGAACACGUUCCGGCGGCUCGAGAAGAGGUACCUCGACGCACCGCUCGCGGACCUGGGCCUCAGGAGCGUGCGCGCGGUCGGGCCAGUGGCUCCGGAGGCCGACGCCUCGGGCAACCGUGGCGGGGAGACCGCCGUGGCCGCGGCCGACCUGUGCGCCUGGCUCGACAAGUUCGCAGACGGCUCCGUCGUGUACAUCAGCUUCGGGAGCAUGGCGGUGCUGCAGCCGCUCCAUGCGGCCGCGCUGGCCGCCGCGCUGGAGCGCACCGGGGUGGCGUUCGUGUGGGCUGCUGGGCCAACGGUGACACUCCCGGAAGGGUUCGAGGAGCGCGCGGCGGCGGGCGGCAGGGGCAUGGUGAUCCGCGGGUGGGCACCGCAGGUGACCGCGCUGCGGCACCGCGCGGUGGGGUGGUUCGUGACGCACUGCGGGUGGAACUCGGUGCUAGAGGCGUCAGCGGCUGGGGUGGCCAUGCUGGCGUGGCCCAUGACGGCGGACCAGUUCGUGAACGCGCGGCUGCUCGUGGACGAUCUGGGAGCCGCCGUGCCGGUGGACUGGGGCGGGCUUAAGGCCGCGCCGGACGCGGACGCGGUCGCGCGGGUGCUGGACGCGGCCGUCAGCGGGAAGGAUGGUGGCCAGUGGGGCGACGUGGCGGCGCGGGCGAAGGAGCUCGCUGAAGAGGCCGCAGCGGCGGUGCGCGAAGGCGGCGGGUCGCGGCGGGAGCUGGAUGAGCUGGUGCAGGAGUUGCGCGAGCUUGGGAGCGAGCCAAAGCACUAGGUGGGGCCAGCUGCGAGAGUCAAAACUGCUUCCGUCUUCGUGUCGACAGGUCGUUGCCGGCCGAUGGUAGCAACGGCCAAGCAGAUUAUGAGAAUUUGGCUUUGUUUCAGCAGAAAUGAUUUAUUACUCGUGUUCAUCACGACGUCGCACUUCUCAAAGUCUCCGCCGUGAAAUUUAGCUAGGCACUCCCCGCUAUAAAUUUGGAUUUGGAUGGACUUUGCGUGAUCAUAAAACGUAAUUAAAAUACAAAUUAUGGGUUUA
Phragmites australis (common reed) is the source of this 1885-nucleotide messenger RNA. Its product is annotated as UDP-glycosyltransferase 89B2-like. NCBI's taxonomy places the organism in Eukaryota, Viridiplantae, Streptophyta, Magnoliopsida, Poales, Poaceae. The transcript has a single exon. The record is from RefSeq and is a predicted model, not a curated record. The coding region runs from base 170 to 1624 and encodes 484 amino acids. Gene Ontology annotation, molecular function: UDP-glycosyltransferase activity.